Molecule: messenger RNA, 333 nt
Organism: Aspergillus sclerotioniger CBS 115572
Lineage: Eukaryota; Fungi; Ascomycota; Eurotiomycetes; Eurotiales; Aspergillaceae
Exons: 2
Coding region: 1-333 (110 amino acids)
Source: RefSeq, a predicted model, not a curated record
AUGAAUACUGAAGUGGCCCGCUCAAUUGAAGCCGGCAUCGCCUGGCCCGAAGCCUACGCUGAGAAGCGUGACGAAUCCCUGACACGCUCGGUAGAGGCUGGUAUCGCCUGGCCCGAAGCCUACGCUGAGAAGCGCGACGAGUCUCAUGCCCGUUCGAUUGAGGCCGGAAUCGCUUGGCCCGAGGCUUAUGCCGAAAAGCGUGAUGAAGCGCAGACACGCUCAGUCGAGGCCGGCAUUGCUUGGCCCGAGGCCUACGCUGAGAAGCGCGACGAACCCAACGCCCGUUCAAUUGAAGCUGGUAUUGCAUGGCCCGAAGCCUACGCCGAAAAAUAA